AUGGCCUCGCGAUCGGGCUCGCGGUCCCUUCGGUCGGCCUCGCCGCGGUCGGCCUCGCGGUCGCCCUCGAAGGCUGCAGUUGACUUCGAGGAAGAUCUACCCGGGUACUACCUCGUCGUCCAUAACAAUGCCGCCGUGAGGGAGAAUUCGUCACUAGAUUCGCCAGUGGUCGCACAGCUCGCUGCUGGCGAGGUUGUCCAUGUCCUGGAGGUCCUGCCAAUGCCGCAGGUCGACAGAGUCAGGGCGAAGAUCGACCAUCCAAGCGGAUGGAUUUCGUUGCUGGAAACGAAGGAGGGCUAUCGCUGGGCGAUAAAGCAGGCUGGGGCACCGAAAGACCCGUGGGCCCUCAAGAAGGCGCAGCUCGUUGCAGAGGUGAAAAGACGUGAUGCCGAGCUGCAGCAGCUUCUCGCGGUGGCUGAGAGGCUGCGUGCGGAACACCAGCGCUCCCUGCAAAGUACAGAGGAGAUCGCGGCCGAUGUGGAGGAACGGGUCCUGAAAGGAUACCGCGUGUGCGACUGGAGCUCCAGCGGACAGCCGGCUACUCCCUUCGCCUACUGUGAGAAGGCUGCACAGAUGCAGAAACUGGCGGUGCAAGUCGGCACUCUGGGGCCGAGCAAUCCUGCGGCGCUACAGACCGAUCGGAAGGAUGCGCCUUCAGAGGCGACGGAUCCUACCGACCCGAACUACCAAGUACCCGCAGGGCUGCCACCCGGGUCGAAGGUAGUGGGUUUCCGCAAACUGCCUUCCCCGCACACAGAGGAAGCGCAACAGGAGAUACCGCAGGCAUCUGGCCGGGUUGUUCACUCCAAUGCGAUCCUGCAGCCGAGCGGUGUCUACUCGAUGCAGUCAGCGGAUGUUUACCCCGCCGAGGGCGUGUGCGCGUACCCGAUCGUACGAGCGCCUAUGGGUGUGGCGGCGAACCUGCUUGAGAGGCCACUCGCAGAGGCAAGUGCCGCGCACUGGACAGCCCCGGAGGACUUCGGGGAG
Messenger RNA from Symbiodinium sp. CCMP2456, 987 nucleotides. The record is from the annotation of a GenBank genome assembly. NCBI's taxonomy places the organism in Eukaryota, Dinophyceae, Suessiales, Symbiodiniaceae.